Messenger RNA from Phalaenopsis equestris, 2461 nucleotides. Its product is annotated as probable methyltransferase PMT11. Gene Ontology annotation, cellular component: endosome; cytoplasm; trans-Golgi network. NCBI's taxonomy places the organism in Eukaryota, Viridiplantae, Streptophyta, Magnoliopsida, Asparagales, Orchidaceae. The transcript is spliced from 9 exons. The record is from RefSeq and is a predicted model, not a curated record. The coding region runs from base 96 to 2081 and encodes 661 amino acids. Gene Ontology annotation, molecular function: methyltransferase activity.
CAAAGGGAUGGGCAAAACUCAGUUAAAUCCGUCGGCUUGUUCCCUUCUUCUCCGAGCAUCCCACUCAUCUCUCUCCCUCUCUCUCUCUGAGAGGUAUGAAAGCUCUCAUCGAUCUCUUCAAGUCGCCAUUCUCCAUAAAAAUUGCCGCACUAUUCCUCGCGUGCAUCGCCACCUUUUUCCUCGGCAAGCACUGGUCCCACGAUCCCUCUCAGCUCAUCUUCUUCAACCCUAACACCAAUGCCAGCGAAGCAAACACCGCCCCUUCCGCUCCCAUCUCCUCCAAUUCACUCCGCACAAUCAACAUCUCUUCGUUUAUCUCCACCGCCUCCACUCAAGUCCCUCCUCUUCCGCCGCCUGUACUCAUCCCCUCGCCUCCUCCUCCAUCCUUGGAGAGAUUUGAGGUUGUUGACCAGAAUGGGGAGAUGAAGGACGACUUCGAUGCUGGGUUAUUUGAUUUGGAGGUGGGGGGGAAUCAGGCACUGUGGAACGAGACGAUGGUCGAGAGCGGUGUGGGCGAGGGGAGGGUUAGGGUUGACAGGUUUCAACCCUGUGUUGCAAGCACGAGGGAGUAUAUUCCGUGUUUGGAUAACCUGGAGGCGAUCGAGAAGUUUAACGCGUCGGAACGAGGGGAGAAGUUUGAGCGGCAUUGCCCGGAUGAGGGGAAACGGUUGAAUUGCUUGGUUCCAGCGCCUGAGGCUUAUAAGACUUCGAUUCCUUGGCCGAAGAGCAGAGAAGAGGUGUGGUUCAACAAUGUUCCACAUACACGCUUGGUUGAAGAAAAAGGAGGGCAAAAUUGGAUUGCAAGAGAUGGGGAAAAAUUUAGAUUUCCUGGAGGUGGAACUCAAUUUAUACAUGGGGCGGAUCAAUAUAUUCAACAGAUCUCUGUGAUGGUUCAGGAUAUUGCAUUUGGUUCCAAGACAAGAAUUGUUCUUGAUGUUGGAUGUGGUGUGGCAAGUUUUGGUGCUUAUUUGUUUUCAAGAGAUGUUAUCACUAUGUCAAUAGCUCCAAAAGAUGCUCAUGAAAACCAGAUUCAAUUUGCCCUUGAACGUGGUGUCCCUGCAAUGGUAGCAGUGUUUGCGACACAUAGGUUGUUUUAUCCAAGUCAAGCAUUCGAUCUAGUUCAUUGCUCAAGAUGUAGGAUAAAUUGGACCCGUGAUGGUGGAAUCUUGCUUCUUGAGGUCAACAGAAUGCUGAGGUCGGGAGGAUACUUCGUUUGGGCAGCACAACCUGUGUAUAAACAUGAAGAGGCACAACAAGAAGCAUGGAAAGAGAUGGUGAAUCUAACCGCUCGUAUUUGUUGGAAGCUUGUGAAAAAGGAAGGUUAUAUUGCUAUAUGGAAAAAGCCUUCGAACAACACUUGUUAUAACAGACGUGAAGCUGGAGUUCAACCUUCACUGUGUGACCCAGAUGAUAACCCGGAUGAUGUCUGGUAUGUUAAUCUGAAAGCAUGCAUCAGCAGGCUUCCUGAAUCAGGAUUUGAAAGAGACGUUUCACCUUGGCCUGAUCGCCUGCAUGUACCACCGCAGAGGCUUCAAGCAGUGCAAAUGGAUGCUUACAUGGCUAAAAAUGAGCUUUUCAAAGCCGAAUCUGCAUACUGGAAUGAAAUAAUUGGAAGUUAUGUCAAUGCUUUUCGUUGGAAGGAAAUGAACCUUCGAAAUGUUAUGGACAUGAGAGCUGGACUAGGAGGAUUUGCAGCAGCAAUGAUUGAUCUCCUGCCUAACAGCUGGGUGAUGAAUGUUGUCCCAACAAGCGAGCCUAACACACUGCCUGUAAUAUAUGACCGAGGGCUAGUAGGAGUUGCCCAUGAUUGGUGUGAACCUUUCGAUACAUAUCCCAGAACUUAUGAUUUAUUGCAUGCAUAUGGCCUGUUCUCUAGAGAGCAGAAAAGAUGCAACAUCACUACUAUCCUACUUGAGAUGGAUCGCAUCCUAAGGCCGGGUGGACGUGCAUAUAUACGCGAUUUUAAGUACAUAAUUGAUGAAAUUCAAGCAAUCACAUUAGCCAUGGGAUGGAGAGCAAACCAGUUUGACACAUCUGAAGGUCUUUAUUCAAGCAGGAGGAUCUUAAUUUGUGACAAAUGAAUGCUCCAGUACUCUAGUUUGCUUGGCUUCUCAAGCUACUGCAGUUGUAUUUUUUAGCGUUGCGCCAAGUUGUAUAAUUUUCAUUUUUUGCUUAAUAUAAUUAUUGAUUUUAAAAUAAUGUUAUCGAUGCAAAAGGAUAUGUUAUUUUGUUUUUGAAGAAUAGGAUUGACUGUCAGAAUUUGCUAAUUUGACCAACCGAUCUCAACUUCCUUUUGGUUGGCUCAGCAGUAGUACAAUCCAACUUCAGAUAUAGCGCACCAUUUUUUGCUAAUUUAUCACUAAGUGCUUCAUUUUGCCUGUUUUUUGUUUGUGUUGAGAUUAUCUGAAUUCACUUUUAGUUCUCUUUGAUGUGAUCUGUACUAUAAAUUAUUAUGCCCAUU